Molecule: messenger RNA, 1206 nt
Organism: Mytilus trossulus (common blue mussel)
Lineage: Eukaryota; Metazoa; Mollusca; Bivalvia; Mytilida; Mytilidae
Product: E3 ubiquitin-protein ligase TRIM38-like
Exons: 3
Coding region: 1-1206 (401 amino acids)
Molecular function (GO): zinc ion binding
Source: RefSeq, a predicted model, not a curated record
AUGGCUUCAUUUAUACCGUGUGGACCAUGUGGCCACGACGAGAACACACGCAAUGCAGAGAAAUGGUGCACGGAUUGCAAUGAAGGUUUUUGUAAUGUUUGUGAGAAGGCACAUAAGUCACUGAGAAUAACAAGAGACCACAAUUUGAUCAUUAUCGAAGACUACCGUAAAAUUGAAAAUGUGAAUGUGUCUAUUCAAUGCGAGGAGCAUGGGUCCAAACUGGAAUUGUAUUGCAAAGCACACGAAACGGCUAUUUGUAUUGCAUGCCUUCCAACAAGGCAUAAAGUUUGCUCUAACUCCAUAAUCCCUCUUGCAGAAGCAGCGAAAAAUGCGAAGACAUCAACUGCUCUGGAGGACUUGGAUCACACAAUUAACGAAACAUUAGUAAACAUACAAACAUGUCUUAAUGAUCGCGAGGCUGCAACCGAAAGAAUUGAAAAACAAGAAAAGAUCAUCAAGAAGCGUAUUUUUGAUUCGAGGGAAACUAUAAAUAAGCAUUUAGAUGAUCUUGAAAGUAAAUUAUUAAAUGAGUUGACGACAGUAUAUACUUCUUGUAAAUCAAAAAAUGGGAAAAUGCAGAAACAACUUAAUGAAAUGGAAAAAGAAAUUAAACGUCUCCAGGAACAAACAUCUCAACUAAAACGUUUUGCUCCCGACAUACAGGUAUUUUUAAGUACACUUCAGAUGAAUAAAGAAAUAUUUGACGAGAUAAAGUCCAUAACAAAAGCAUCAGCUUCCGUUAGGAAUAACAACAUAGAAAUAGAUUUACACCAGGGUAUUACUUCACUGCAGAAAGAUGUUGAUUAUUUUGCUAGAGUAAAAGUCGACGAAAGUACCAUCAACUGUCCUUUUAAGGAUUCAAAAAUCGAUCAGGCCCAAAUACAGGUACCAACCAGACAACAAGAACGAACUAGAAGAUCUGUUCACAAUACAAAGCUAAAGCUGCGAAAGAAGUUUAAAAUUGAACAGAAAGGAAUUGAAAUGUACAUUACAGGAUGUGCAAUUUUGGCAAGUGGUAACAUAUUGUUUGCUGACAACGCUGGGAAGAAUGUAUUAAUGGAGUAUAAUGUAGACGGACGUUUUAUCCGUGACAUACCCGUCUAUGGAAGGCCAUGGGACCUGACACUGGAAACAAGAGAAUAUGAACUGAGGACUAUUAAAGCAUUUAGUGGCCAUCUAGGAUUGGUGGCCAUUUUGGAAACGUAA